Molecule: messenger RNA, 3482 nt
Organism: Saimiri boliviensis boliviensis (Bolivian squirrel monkey)
Lineage: Eukaryota; Metazoa; Chordata; Mammalia; Primates; Cebidae
Gene: MMGT1
Product: membrane magnesium transporter 1
Cellular component (GO): EMC complex; early endosome; Golgi apparatus
Source: RefSeq, a predicted model, not a curated record
CCGCAUUGCUCCUGCUUUUGCGUCUUCGUUUACGACUCCGUUGAGCCCCGCCCCUCCCAGAGAGGCCUCCGUAGCGCAGACACUUGGCGCUCAGGACUUCAGUGACGUCAUCUUUCUGCGGCGCGCGGACACCCGCAGGUGGAAGAAGAAACAGCUUCGCCACCCUUCGUUUCUUUUGCUGGGCUGCUGCUUCUUCGGCAUUAUGGCGCCGUCGCUUUGGAAGGGGCUGGUAGGCAUCGGUCUCUUUGCCCUAGCCCACGCCGCCUUUUCCGCUGCGCAGCAUCGUUCUUAUAUGCGACUAACAGAAAAGGAAGAUGAAUCACUGCCAAUAGAUAUAGUUCUUCAGACACUUCUGGCCUUUGCAGUUACCUGUUACGGCAUAGUUCAUAUUGCAGGGGAGUUUAAAGACAUGGAUGCUACUUCAGAACUGAAAAAUAAGACAUUUGAUACAUUAAGAAAUCACCCAUCCUUUUAUGUAUUUAAUCAUCGUGGUCGAGUACUGUUCCGGCCUUCGGAUACAGCAAAUUCUUCAAAUCAAGAUGCAUUGUCCUCUAACACAUCAUUGAAGUUACGAAAACUUGAAUCGCUGCGUCGUUAAGAUUUUUACAAAUUAUGAUAAAUAGGACAAGACACAGAGCUGAAAUAUCGGAGUUUGGGGUAUAAAACACUCCUUCCCCCCCCAUUAGUAUUUAUAUUGAUUUUUCAGACCUACUUUAGGAAAAACCAUGCCCCUUGUUUAUAUACUAUUAAUUCAAUCAUUAUGCAGUAUAAGUUAUAUGUGAAAUGGGUCUUUGGUAUUUCAUAUAGGGAAUUUUUUUUUCGUUUAAAACAAAUCCACAUCUUUUGUAAAAGCCACUGUUUUGAACACAUUUCCUUGAAAACCAUUGGUGUUUUUUGUGAUUAUUUAUUUUCGUAGAUGUCUUUUCUUUUGCACUACAAUGUUUGAAAUCCUUUUGGAAAUACUCUGUGACUACUGCAUUUUGCAGCAUGAAUUAUGGUAAAAUGGUCUUCAGUUCUUAACAAAUGGACUUCCCUAAUGAGACCAAAAUGGUGAUUUAACAGUUUUUCUUGUGUCCCCUAAAAAGUGGCUGUGCUUUAGAAGUACUUGCCAGUUUUUAAUUUAUGUGUGACUUUUCACCCCAACCUGCUCCCAUAUGCCUUCUACUAUUGGCUGUCUUGUUUCAUCACUUCUCUGAGGUUCUGUGUGUAGUGGGCAAUGUCUGUGUCAGAAAUUCUUUGUCAGAACAAAUAUAUUUAACAAGCUCAACUUGCUGUAAAGCUACUUGUGUUCUCCUUUGUCUGUAAAAAUUUCCCUAAUUGAUUAUAUAGUGUAAGAGUAGUUGAAGACUAGUUGAAGACCUUUUGUGAUUUCAUUAUCUUGCCUAUGUAGAAGAAAAAUCAUUGAGGAAAAUUGUCAUUAGCCAGUUUAACUGAUUUAAAAUCUGUUUACUUCAUACUAAAGUAGUGAAUAAGCGAAAUAAAGGAAACUUGCCAUUAAUCUAAAGACAGACUUCAAAGGAAUUUGGGCCAAAUAUAUUCUCAAUAUUUGGACUAAUGUUUUGAGAAAAAUCAGGUCAUUUAAGAAAUUGUUUUGUAGUUUCUGACUUAUAGCAGGCUUCGAGUUUUCCAUCUUCACUAUAUGGUGCUGAAAGUGAGGAUGAGGAUACAGAGUUGAUAUUUUUAGAAAUGGUAAUUUUAUUUUCAAGGAAAUUGGCUAGCUCUUGGAGCUAGAGAGCAGUAGGAAGCUCAACAUUUCUUUGUAGAGAACGUUGCUUUUGUUGGAUUGUACAGGUGUAAAAACAUUGCUUUUUUUGAAUUGUAUAGGUGUAAAGGGAAUAACCGUAUGCGGGUUUUAAAAGGAAAUGUGCUUUAAGCACAAGUCAUAAGAUGCCAUUGUACUUGUAGACAUUUUUUUUUUUUUCUUUUAGAAAUGAGCCUCAGCUCUUCUCUUCUGACUGGUAACACAUAGCCCCAAAGCAUGAAGUUAUUUUUUCAUUGGGUUUUUAUUCUUGUUGUUUAGUUUUGGUUUGUUAUGCCAACCCAGUCUGUUGAGCACUGAUUCUGCUCUUUAAUGAGAACAAAGUUAGAAAUCUGAUAACUGAAAGUAAUUUAGAAAUGAAUUAAAAUGUGAAAUCUGGUUAAAGUGAUGAUAACUUAAAACAGCAUGCAAGAAACAAGCUCAUUCCAUCAGACUUGGCUACUGUUUCCUCAGGUAUGAUUUGGUUUGGAAGAGCCUCUUGUUUCCUUCUCUUUGGGGGCUGUCUUCCUUUCUUAAUAUGUUUGUAACAUUAUUGAGAUGAAAUUCAUAUACCUUACAAUUCACCCAUUUUAACGGUACAAUUCAGUGGUUUUUAGUGUAUUCACAAAGUUGUGUAACCGUGACCACAGUCAGUUUGAGAACAUUUUGUUAACCCAAAAAGAAACACUGCACCUUUGAGCAGUCACCUCUCAUUUUCUCCCAGUGCCCACCUCCUAGCCCCCGGCAACCACUAAUCUAUUUAUCUCUCUGUAGAUUUGCCAGUUCUGGUCAUUUCCUGUAAAUGGAGUUCUACAAUAUUUGGUCUUUUGGAACUGGCUUCCCGAAUGUGGUUUUCUAUAUGGAGUGAAUUCUCAUCUUGAAAACUGUUAUUGCUGUGAAAGGGAGUGGUUGGUAGAAAUCAAUAGAUUUCAGGCAGGAGGGCCACAUACCUAACAGAUUUUUUCUCUGUGAAUCUUAUGCUAUUAGUUUUUCCUCAUAAGGAAGCAUUCAUGAUAUACUACUACUUAUAGUAUGGUGGCUAGUCUCUAGAACGGAUGUUGAAAUCUUUGCCUGCACAGUCAGGGAGAGUCCUGCUAAAUAUCAGGCCAAGUCACUUGGCAAAUAAUUGACAAAGUAGUUUUCAGUUGUGUCUAUCUUUGCUAGCAGCUUGCAUAUCUUGGGCCAGGUGAGCUCACCAAAUUUCUUCUUUGAAACCAAUGAGUUUCUGCUGUCUUUUUCAAGUAUGUACCAUAGGACUUAAAGGUGAUUUGGAUGCGUUGUAACAUUGCUAAAUGUACUAAGUACAGAAUUUAUUUACAGUACUAUGAGACAGUCAAUUAUUGCCUAGGAACGUUCAAAAAUAGGACAAUGUGAGCUAGUUAAGCCUUCACUUGACUAAUGUUCAGAGGUGUGUACCAGUCAAGGCUCUUUAAAAUCUAGGAAGACUCAAUAACCAGGGAACCAGCCAAAUACUGUGCAGCCGCAGAAUAUGCAUAGCAGUGAAUCUUGGAGACGAUUAUGCUUUGUAACUCUCUAAUGAUUAUUUCCUAAGCAUUGUGGCUUCCCAGUGGCUUGAGAGCAUCUUCCUGGUUGUAUGUAGCCUGUUUUCAUGAUGUUUUGAGUAAUGUUGUUUGUUGUGAGCAUCAAUGCCUGUAACACCAAGGUAAACACAUGUUUUUGGAAUAUGUUUCCUCCCCUUGAAUGACCUUGCCCUGUCCAAUAAAUAAAUGAUUGUCUCACCUGU